Messenger RNA from Penicillium odoratum, 648 nucleotides. Its product is annotated as cysteine dioxygenase. Gene Ontology annotation, molecular function: ferrous iron binding; cysteine dioxygenase activity. Gene Ontology annotation, biological process: L-cysteine catabolic process. NCBI's taxonomy places the organism in Eukaryota, Fungi, Ascomycota, Eurotiomycetes, Eurotiales, Aspergillaceae. The transcript is spliced from 3 exons. The coding region runs from base 1 to 648 and encodes 215 amino acids. The record is from RefSeq and is a predicted model, not a curated record.
AUGUCGUCAACUCUCCUCUCAACAACAUCCGCCUUCGAUAGGACCUUGCCUCUAAGCUAUCAGCCCUUCAAGGAGAAAUACAAUCUGGAAAGCCUGAUACAAGAUAUCAAACAGCAUCUAGGAGAAUCAGGUGGUAUAUCUUCCGAAGAAGUCGACGAAGAAUACCUUAUUUCAUUGGCGAGAAAAUACAUAUCCGACCCGAGUGAUUGGAUUGAGUUUUUCUAUAAUGAUACCAGCAAGAACUAUACCCGGAAUGCCAUCGAGAAUAUAAACCACAAGGCGAAUAUUCUUCUUCUCGUCUGGAAUCCUGGAAAGGGCUCACCUAUUCACGACCACGCCAACGCGCAUUGCAUCAUGAAGGUCCUCGCAGGACAAUUACAUGAGACGGUUUAUCAUGCUCCCGAGGCUGGUUCGAAGGAGGCUAAACCUUUGACUGUUAAGUCUGCAAAUACCUUCGGGAUGAAUGAGGUUACAUAUAUCUCUGAUGACAUUGGUCUUCACCGGGUUCAUAAUCCUCAUCCUAGUCAGAUUGCUGUCUCGUUGCAUCUUUACACACCUCCAAAUGCAGCUGAUUAUGGGUACAAUAUCUUCAAUGAGGCUACUGGCUCGGCGAGUUAUGUUUCGCAGGCUCAUUCAGUUUCGAAGUAG